Molecule: messenger RNA, 591 nt
Organism: Stegodyphus dumicola
Lineage: Eukaryota; Metazoa; Arthropoda; Arachnida; Araneae; Eresidae
Source: RefSeq, a predicted model, not a curated record
AUGCCAUUGGACAGUGAAUCUGCAUCAACUUCAAAACUUGAAGCUAGUAAAGUGAGUGUUAAGAUACCGCCAUUUUGGGUAGAGAAACCUGAAAUGUGGUUUUUCACCGUAGAGGCACAGUUUAAAAUCAGUGGAAUUACUUCCGAAGACACAAGAUUUAAUUACCUGGUUGCACAACUUGAACCCAAAUUUAUAGAAAACAUAUGGGACAUCAUUCGAGACGACACGCCAAACAAAUAUUCAGCCGCUAAAGAAAGACUUCUGAGCACUUUUAAAGAAAGUGAAAACAAACGCAUCAAGCGAUUGCUAACUGGACUAGAAUUGGGAGACCUAAAGCCCAACCAACUACUCCGAAAAAUGCGUGCCCUUGGAGAUGCUGAUGAUGUGUCUGAAAAAAUUCUGAGAACCUUAUGGAUGGAGAAACUGCCAGACCAAGUAAAAAACAUUUUAAUUGUUAGUGAUGAAGGUACUGAUAAGUUGGCCACAAUGGCCGAUAAAAUUCUUGAGAUGAAUCCCCGGAUAGAACUUGCGAGUGUGGUCCAAGAAGCUGGCCCAUAUGAUAUGUUGCUAAAAAAAAAUUUCUUCACUUGA